UUUGACCCUGCCUUCGCAGCAGUAGGCGGCUCUGGGCACGCCCCGCCCCCAAACCCCCCGUCCCGCCUACUCCAAAAGCGCCUGCGCCUUUUGACCCCGCCGCCGCGCCGCAGGCCAUACUGCAAGCCUGUGACCGUGAUGGCGGAUGUGUCCGAGAGGAAGCUACAGCUGUCAAUGCUGUUGGCCUUCGCCUCAGGAGUGCUCGUGGGUUGGCAGGCAAACCGGCUGCGGAGGCGCUACCUGGACUGGAGAAAGCGGAGACUUCAGGACAAACUGGCGGUGACGCAGAAAAAGCUGGACCUGGCUUGAGCCCCUUGCUUUCGGCCCCGGAUGGCCCCUGCGUGGCCCCCUUUCUUGCCCACACGGGGCCUCUAGCCUGAGCCGGGCUCGCCUCACACUCCCCGCCUGCCGAGCCAGGCUCCUCCCGGAGUGUAGCAUGUUGAAGAUGGAUACAGAGCACUGGACAGAAAUCAUUUCACCUUGUACUCUAUAAAUCAAUUUUAUUUUUAAAAUAAAAAUAUUUUAAACAUC
Molecule: messenger RNA, 531 nt
Organism: Pteropus alecto (black flying fox)
Lineage: Eukaryota; Metazoa; Chordata; Mammalia; Chiroptera; Pteropodidae
Gene: MTLN
Product: small integral membrane protein 37
Biological process (GO): positive regulation of mitochondrial membrane potential
Cellular component (GO): mitochondrial inner membrane
Source: RefSeq, a predicted model, not a curated record